Saccoglossus kowalevskii is the source of this 1548-nucleotide messenger RNA. Its product is annotated as cytochrome P450 2U1-like. The record is from RefSeq and is a predicted model, not a curated record. Gene Ontology annotation, cellular component: intracellular membrane-bounded organelle; cytoplasm. NCBI's taxonomy places the organism in Eukaryota, Metazoa, Hemichordata, Enteropneusta, Harrimaniidae. Gene Ontology annotation, biological process: xenobiotic metabolic process. Gene Ontology annotation, molecular function: steroid hydroxylase activity; iron ion binding; heme binding.
AUAACCAUUAAAACAGUAUUAUACGCGUACUGUCUAUCUUUAACUAUGGAGCCUGCUGCAGAAGAAAACCAUUCACAUUUUCUUACAAACGCGCUACUCUGUACCGUUGCAUCACUGAUAGUCUACCUGUUGUACUUGAGUUGGAGCCGUCCUAACAAGUUUCCACCGGGACCGUAUGGUUGGCCAUUGGUUGGUUCGCUGCCUUCGUUGUCACGGGACAAACCAUAUAAAGUCCUCACGAAAUUGUCGAAACAGUAUGAUGAUGUAUUUAGUAUCAAAAUUGGCCAACGAUUAGCAGUGGUGUUGAACGGCCAGAACGCACUCAGAGAGGCACUGGUGAGGAAAGCAGACUACUUCAGUGGACGUCCUACCUUUACUCCUGGUGCGAUCGUAAGUGAAGGAAAAGGAAUAAUAAAUGCACAACACGACGAGAAUGGUAGACAUCUACGUCGAUUCACUCUGAAGACUUUGAAGCACUUCGGAAUGGGAAAAUCGGUUCUGGAAGGAAGUAUAUUAAAAGAAGUUCGUCACAUGACGGAUGCGAUCAACAUACACAGUGGAAUGCCAAUAGAUCUAUCCAUCCAUCUUUCAAAUGCAACGUAUAAUAUCAUCUGUUCUAUGGUGUUUGGAAAAAGAUAUCGAUACAAUGAUCAACGUUUCCAAAGACUUUUAACGAUGGUGGCUGACUUUUUUAAACUGUCCGGUAUAGCCGCAAUGACCAAGUAUCUGCCAAUACUGCGACUUAUUCCAUGGAAUAAUAUCCUGGAAAAAAUUCACUGGAGAACGAAUGAAAUCAAGCAGUGGAUUCAGCCUGAUAUUGAUGAACACAUCGAACACUUUGAUUUGAGCUCUGAACCGAAAGAUUUUGUAGAUGUUUAUUUAGCUGAGAUGACGCGCGACGAAUUGAAGGAACAGCCAACAUCAAUGAACAGCACAAACCUUGUCCGGACCAUUAUUGAUCUAUUCCUGGCGGGCACUGAAACCACGGCAACGACACUGCGAUGGGCGAUAUUAUACUUAGUAUUGCAUCCCGAUAUACAAAAGAAAGUACGCGAUGAAAUAAUAGAUGAAGUAGGACAAGACCGUGAUGUAUCAAUGGCCGAUAAACACAAGCUACCUUACACGGAGGCAGUUAUACUUGAAGUCAAUCGUAUCAGUUGUAUUGCGCCCUUGGCAGUGUUUCACACAACAACUGAUGACGUCACAGUUGGUGGUUAUUUAAUUCCCAAACAUACAAUGGUUAUCCCUAAUUUAUGGUCGGCUCACAUGGAUCCUGAAGUAUGGGUUGAACCUGAUGCGUUUAUGCCUGAACGAUUUCUUCACAAUGGAAAAGUCGUGAAUUCAGAUAAAAUCGUUUCAUUUAGUCUCGGUCGUCGUGCUUGCGUUGGCAGACAACUUGCCGAAAUGGAAUUGUUUCUGAUUUUGACAACACUGUUACAACACCAUGAGUUUAGUAUUCCCGAAGGCAUGGAACCGCCAACCACGGAAAGGAUAGUGGGAAUAACAGUUUUUCCAAAACCGUACGAGGUGUGCGUCGUAAAACACUGA